CAGAAAGUCACCGUUCCAAGCUGCGCCUGCCUUUCCCCACGUGGAUCCCUGGCCGUGAGUUCCUUGGAGCGGCGGUUCUGGGGGCGGCCCCGCGUUGCGUCCCCCUCCGGCCGGGCAUGAACCGCUAUCUUGUGCCGGUGUCUGUGCUGGGCACAGCGGUGGGUGGCGCGGUGCUGCUCAAGGAUUAUGUUGCCGGUGGGGCUUGUCCCAGCAAGGCCACCAUUCAGGGGAAGACCGUCAUUGUGACGGGUGCCAACACAGGCAUUGGGAAGCAGACUGCUUUGGAGCUGGCCAGAAGAGGAGGCAACAUCAUCCUGGCCUGUCGAGACAUGGAGAAGUGUGAGGCGGCGGCAAAGGACAUUCGUGGGGUGACCCUGAAUCACCAUGUCAACGCCCGGCACCUGGAUUUGGCCUCUCUGAAGUCCAUUCGAGAGUUUGCAGCCAAGAUCACUGAAGAGGAACAGCAAGUACACGUCCUGGUCAACAACGCGGCCGUGAUGCGGUGCCCCCACUGGACCACUGAGGACGGCUUUGAGAUGCAGCUUGGCGUUAACUACCUGGGUCACUUUCUUCUGACAAACUUACUGCUGGACAAGCUGAAGGCCUCGGCCCCUUCACGGAUCAUCAACCUCUCAUCUUUGGCCCACGUUGCUGGGCGCAUAGACUUUGAUGACUUGAACUGGGAGAAGAGGAAGUAUGACACUAAAGCGGCCUACUGCCAGAGUAAGCUGGCUGUCAUCCUCUUCACCAAGGAGCUGAGCCGGCGGCUGCAAGGUACAGGAGUGACCGUCAAUGCUUUGCACCCCGGUGUGGCCAGGACAGAACUGGGCAGACACACCGGCAUGUAUAACUCUGCCUUCUCCAGCUUCAUGCUUGGACCCAUCUUCUGGCUGCUGGUCAAGAGCCCCCAGCUGGCGGCCCAGCCCAGCACUUACCUGGUGGUGGCGGAGGAACUGGAAGGCGUUUCUGGAAAGUACUUCGAUGGACUUAAAGAGAAAGCUCCGGCCCCUGAGGCAGAGGAUGAGGAGGUAGCCCGGAGGCUUUGGGCUGAAAGUGCCCGCCUGGUGGGCUUAGAGAUGUCUCAUGGGUCCUCUGUGAGGGGAGAGCUCCUCCCCAAAUAACCUGGGAGCAGGUGUGAAAGCCACCAAGGAGGCAGAGUCAUCAGGAUGGAGCAAGACCAAGGAUAACUGCCAUGCCCACAUCACCGUCUAGGUGGCAGUAUUGUAUGGGCCUCAAGAUUUCAAGGAACGUGGCUGCCAUACCCGCUUCACCUCUAGGUGGCAGCACUGGCCAAGGAAUGCUGGCUGCCAUGCCCACAUCACCCUCUAAAUGGCAGUAUUGACCUGGUUUUUUUCUUUUGUGGCCACAGUGGAUUGGACUGCAGGUGGGCACCUUACCCAGGGGUUGGCUGGGGCACUGUGCCUGCCGAGAGGAGCCUCUGGUGUGGGCCACAGUUGGGGACCUUAUGGCUAUGGACAAGUUGUCUGACGGACACGGUCGAGUUCACGGUUCUCUGUGGGACCUUGUACAGCUCCAGCCUCCUCUCCGAGUCUCGGUUUCUCCAACUGUAGAAUGUGUUCAAUAUCUUGACUACCUCACAGGAUGGCGUGAUGCCGAACAGGUCAUUUCUUGGCUCAGUGAAUAGUAGUGUGCAUUCCUUCCCAGAGGAAGUUUACUGAGGGUCUUACAUAAGCCAGACCUGGCCUUGUUAUCCCCCAGUCACGCCCUGGACAACAGCUGCUGCUGCUGAGGACCCCGGAUGCCGGAGUCAUGACCUUUCCUUGGCCCAUAGACUCUCAAGCUUAUUCUUUAAAUAGACUAAUAAUAAAACAUCUAGCUGA
This is a messenger RNA of Rhinolophus ferrumequinum (greater horseshoe bat), 1841 nucleotides long. It is a transcript of the gene RDH13, whose product is annotated as retinol dehydrogenase 13. The transcript is spliced from 7 exons. Bases 117 to 1121 code for a protein of 334 amino acids. Lineage: Eukaryota; Metazoa; Chordata; Mammalia; Chiroptera; Rhinolophidae. The record is from RefSeq and is a predicted model, not a curated record. Gene Ontology annotation, molecular function: oxidoreductase activity.